AUGGGGGAAGCAUACUCCGGCGGUACUACAGCAGCAGCAGAAGCACCAGCAGACGCAGCACACGGCGAUGCGCACAACCGAGUCCUUAUAAUUGGUGCCGGAAUAACGGGCCUGGCGCUUGCCCAAGGCCUGACCAAGGCCGGCAUCGCGUGCACCGUCUUCGAGAAGACCAGCGCUGCUCAUGGCGAUCGCGACUGGAACAUGGGCCUGCAUUGGGCGGCCCCGGUGCUGCAGAGCCUCAUGCCACGUGGCUGGUGGGAGCAGCACGUCCAGAGUCUCCAGGUCGACCCCAACCAUCCCACAAAGCCCCUCGACACGCUCAAAUGGCUCCGCGGUGACACCGGCGAGCUCGUCGCCGCAAUCACCUUUGGGCCCUUCUACCGCCUGCGACGGAGCAAGCUGCGUCAGCUCCUGUCCCACGGCAUCGACAUCCGCUACAACCUUCCGCUCCACGCCAUCUCGCAUCCCCCACACGGCCGUUCCGUCACCGCCCACUUCGCCGACGGUUCCACUGCCACGGGUUCCAUCCUCGUCGGCGCCGACGGCGCUCACUCUGUCACCCGCAGCCUCCUGCUCGGCCCCCAGCUGGGCGCCAUCAACCCCAUUCCCUAUGCCGCCACCUUUGUCCAGUCCACCUUCACCAAGGAGCAGGCCCUUCACCUGAGGUCCUUUCACCCCCUCUACCUGGCCUCGGCCCACCCCAACAACUACUUUGCCUUUUUCGGCAUGCAACAUGCCCCAGAUGCAAAUGACCCCUCGACUUGGACCUUCUUCUACUACAUCUCGUGGCGCAGCAGCCUAGAAGAGCAAGAGGCCACCAAGCACUGGACCAGCGCUCAACGCCUCGCCCAGCAAAAGGAACUUGCCAAGCAGUUCUGCGACCCCUGGAAGAGCGCCCUGGAAUGGACCCCCGACGACACACCCGUAUGGUAUCUUGGCCUUACCGAGUGGGAUCCUAGCCUGCAUGCUCAUCGCUGGGACAAUCACAACGGACGCGUCACCAUGGUCGGCGACGCUGUUCACCCCAUGACGUACCAACGCGGACAAGGCCUCAACCACUCCGUCACAGACGCAGGGAAGCUGUGUGACGCCAUCACCAGAAUACACGCUGGCCAAGAUCGGAAAGCUGCCAUCACUGCCUAUGAAGACGAAGUCAUCAAGCGCGGGGGUGCAGAGGUUCGCGACUGUACAGCAAAUACUGUCAUGUUGCACGACUGGGAGCGUGUCCGCCAGAGCCCUCUUUUCACAAAGGGUUUGAACAAGACUCACAUUUAG
Bipolaris zeicola 26-R-13 is the source of this 1275-nucleotide messenger RNA. RefSeq lists its product as uncharacterized. Bases 1 to 1275 code for a protein of 424 amino acids. Gene Ontology annotation, molecular function: oxidoreductase activity; FAD binding. The transcript has 3 exons. NCBI's taxonomy places the organism in Eukaryota, Fungi, Ascomycota, Dothideomycetes, Pleosporales, Pleosporaceae. The record is from RefSeq and is a predicted model, not a curated record.